Epinephelus fuscoguttatus (brown-marbled grouper) is the source of this 1323-nucleotide messenger RNA. Its product is annotated as neuropeptide FF receptor 2-like. The record is from RefSeq and is a predicted model, not a curated record. Gene Ontology annotation, molecular function: opioid receptor binding; peptide binding; neuropeptide receptor activity. Lineage: Eukaryota; Metazoa; Chordata; Actinopteri; Perciformes; Serranidae. Gene Ontology annotation, cellular component: membrane. The coding region runs from base 1 to 1323 and encodes 440 amino acids. Gene Ontology annotation, biological process: regulation of adenylate cyclase activity; G protein-coupled receptor signaling pathway; regulation of MAPK cascade. The transcript is spliced from 3 exons.
AUGACCCAGAACCUAGUUCUUAACACCAGCUGGGUGGGGGGACCGAACCCAUCUAAUUCCUCAAGAUUGCAGGAAAACCCUGUGACCCACCAGAACAUCACCUAUGUUGACUUCUACCUCCACAAGCCCUCUGUGGCUGCAAUCUUCACCGUCUCCUACCUGUUCAUAUUCCUGGUGUGCAUGGUGGGCAACGGCGUGGUGUGUUUCAUUGUGCUGCGCAGCAAGAACAUGCGUACGGUCACCAACCUGUUUAUUCUCAACCUCGCCAUCAGUGACCUGCUGGUUGGCAUCUUCUGCAUGCCAACCACGCUGGUGGACAACAUCAUAACAGGAUGGCCAUUUGGUAGCAUAGUGUGUAAGCUAAGCGGUAUGGUUCAAGGGAUUUCCGUGUCAGCAUCUGUCUUUACUCUAGUGGCAAUUGCUGUUGACAGGUUCCGCUGCAUUGUCUACCCUUUCAAGCAGAAGCUGACCAUCGCCACCUCAAAGCUAAUUAUCGUCAUUAUAUGGGUCCUAGCUGUGUCCAUUAUGUGUCCCUCUGGGGUCAUGCUCCAAGUCACAAAGGAGCAGAGAGUGCGAAUUGUCCUUGGUAGCAACAACACUCGCCCCUUCUACUGGUGCAGGGAAAAUUGGCCCAAUCAGGAAAUGAGGAAAAUCUAUACCACCGUCCUGUUUGCCAACAUCUACCUCGCUCCUCUCAGCCUUAUCGUCAUCAUGUAUGCCCGCAUUGGCUUCACCCUCUCCAAGACAGCUAUUCUUCAGGUGAGGGGCAGUGGAAGUAUGUCUGAACAGGGUGGAGGCAACAGCAAAUCUAGCAUGGAGGGUCGUCACACAAUUUUGAAGAAAAAGAAUCGGGUGAUAAUGAUGCUGCUGGUUGUGGCUCUGCUCUUCAUCUUAUCCUGGCUCCCUCUGUGGACGCUGAUGAUGCUGAGCGACUACGCCAGCCUGACAGAACACCAGUAUCGUGUUAUUAACAUCUACGUGUAUCCCUUAGCUCACUGGUUGGCCUUCUUCAACAGCAGCGUCAACCCAAUCAUCUAUGGGUUCUUCAAUGAGAAUUUUCGUAGAGGCUUUCAAGCUGCUUUCAAAUUCCAGCUGUGCUCUGAGAGCAAUGGGCACCAGAAGACCUACUCGUACCGAAUCCGAGGGAAUGCUGUACUCCCGGUCCAGCCUGCUGUCCUCAGUAGAUCAGGCUCAAGAGCCAGUUCAGUGUUAAGGAAGAAUGGGAAGUGCUCAUGUCAGGAAGGAGGGAGCUUGGCUGCUAAAAGUCAUAUCAAAGAACAGGACCUGAUCAUGGAGGACCUGGAAAUGGUGUCUCAGAUUUAG